Vespula vulgaris is the source of this 7078-nucleotide messenger RNA. It is a transcript of the gene simj, whose product is annotated as transcriptional repressor p66-beta. Gene Ontology annotation, biological process: negative regulation of transcription by RNA polymerase II. Gene Ontology annotation, cellular component: NuRD complex. The coding region runs from base 2068 to 4047 and encodes 659 amino acids. Lineage: Eukaryota; Metazoa; Arthropoda; Insecta; Hymenoptera; Vespidae. The record is from RefSeq and is a predicted model, not a curated record. The transcript is spliced from 9 exons.
UCUCACUCAUUGUAUUAGUUUUGAGUCAAUAGGACUAGGCAGAACGAAUUUUCAGGUAAAAUUUUGACUCAGGUACAUUUUAUACCUGAGCUAAAUCUUUUUGCAUUUCAUACUUUUACAUUUCUAUUAUUACUCUUAAAACUAACUCUACUACUCCUGCCGCAAUACUAUUACUACUACUACUACUAUUAUUAUUAUUAUUAUUAUUAUUACUAUUACUACUACUACUACUGCUACUACUACUACUACUACUACUACCAGGAACGCUGGAAAAAGUGGUCCUGACAAGAAACGUUCGUUAUGUAUACACACACGGAACGGUCGAGAUGGCGAGCAGCGUUACUCUCGAAAAUGGAGUAGAUUCGACGAUUGUUUUAAGUUAACCAAACGCGCAAGGCCGAUCUCGUGGUCAAGAGCCACGCGUUAUACGAGUCCUCUCUCUCUCUCUCUUUCUCUCUCUCUCUCUCUCUCAAUGCCUCCCUCUCCUGCAUCCUAUCUAUUUCUCUAUAUAUAAUCUAUAUGAAAUUUUUCUUUUCUUUUUCGUAAAGAAAAGAAAGAUCGAAAAAUUCGAUAGAACUUCAUCCUUCAUGCGGUCUAGGAUCGUCCUUGAAUCCUUGGACUCUUUGGAAGUUUCUUUCCCCUUCCCUCGUUAUUCUCUCACGCAGCCUACGGUCGACGUACGAUCGUAAAAUGUCCGCGAUACUCCGCAUCGAUAUCACCGGACAGACUCGCCAAUUCUCCUUACAUAUAUAUGUGUAUAUAUAUAUAUAUAUGUAUAUAUAUAUGAGUAUAUUCUCUUUCGAUCUUCGAUGUCCCCUUUUCUACCUUAACGUUGCAUGCUUUCGAAACUUUCGCUUUCGAAAUCGAUGCCGAUUGGAAGAUCUUUUUUUCUCUUUAGGUUAGGUGGAAAAACGAAAUAAGAUAGGGUCAUUAGCUGCGUUAGUCUGUUCGUAGAUUUCGGAAAUGUUCAAAAUCGAAUUUUUUCGGUAUCAAAGUCGUCGUUCGAAGCGGCUAACUUCGUUUCGAAGGGAAUUGUUACGAAAUCUAAGAAAAAUAUCGGCCAUCGGUCCACUGACAUAGCAGAGAAAGAGAAAGAGAGGGAGGGAGAGAGAGAGAGAGAGAGAGAGAGAGAGAGAGAGAGAGAGAGAGAGAGAGAGAGAGAGAGAGAGAGAUAUGAGUCGUCGUCGUCUCGAGCGAAUUGGGAAGCGUGUUACGGUUUUGGACAAAGGUCACGUGACAUGUAAGCCGAGAGAAGCGGGAGAUCCAAAAGAUAACCGAAGAUCUAUCUCCGACACAAAAGCUACGAAUAACGAGGACUACGAUUACGGCUAAGGCUAAGGAUCGACAAUGACAACGACGACGAUGACGAUAAAAACAAAACAAUACACGGACAAGAAGACUGAAUACUAUCGAGAUUCAUUUAAAUGUCGGGCUUUCCUCGACUGGUGAGACACGACGCUCGUUUCUACGCGCGCACCUUCGGGCUCGAAAGAAAGGCGGAAGAAGAGAAAUAGAUGUCGCGAACAGAGGUCGCGCUUUUCGUCGCGACCGAGGUGAAAUCGUGAGAAGGGAGAAGGAGGGAGGGGUAGGAGGGAGAGACAGAAGAAGAGUGAGGGGGAGAGAGAGAGAGAGAGAGAUGCGUGAACGGAUAGCAAAUUCGUUGGAAAACCGUUGCACACUCCUCUCUUCUCUGCGCGCUCGUCCUCGUAACGUUGCUGGUGCUCUCUCGCAAGCUAGCAGUGGGGAAGGCCCAGGCGAAAAAUCGAUUUCCCGUAGGGCAGAAGGGCAUCCGAGUAGGCGGUAGGGAAGGGGCAGGCAAGGACGAGGGCAGGGGAAAGGUACACUGAGACGAAAUUCGGGAAAAUCCGCAGAGAAGAGUGGGAGUUGGGAGUAGGAGAAGUAGUAGAGUAGUACGAUGAGGACGUGGUGGCGAAGGAGAGGGGUCGAGAGUGGUGGAAGGUGUUGCGGCGAGGGGUAGAGAGAGAAAGAGAGAGAAAGAGAGGGACAAACAGACAGAGACAAAUAUAUUACUUUCCAGUGCGAUUCCGGUGCCACUACCACUAUAGGAUGUCGACGAGCACGCGCGUGUGUGGAUUCCCAGUGGUCGAAGGAAUGGAAACCAUGGAGUUGGAUGGUGAUGCUGUAGUUGAUCUGAGCGUAAGCAGUGGCAGGAGGAAUUCCCCAUCUAUAAAUACUAAUUCAGGUGAUGCAGGGGUGCCCUUGGAUCUUGGAGUUCAUUUCUCCACAAGUUCUAAUUUAGAAAGUAAUAUGCCAGAAGCUCGUAACAUUCAAAAUGCAGCAAGAGGCAUAUUGGCUCCAAAAUCGGGAGAUGACCGGAGGACUCGUCGUAAUCUUAGACCAAGAAUUGAAAGAAGUUACGCGGAGAGUCCUGACGAGCCUAGAAUAAAUGGAUAUCUAAAUGGAAAUACAUCGGAUAGCGAUGAAGGUCGAAUUACAAAUAAUAUUUCUUCAAACACAGCUGAUAUGCCACCAUUGCUUCCAAUCAAAGAACUAUCUUCAGAUGAAUUGGCUGAACGCGAAAGGACAUUGAGAAAACUGAAGGAGGAGCUACGAUCUGAGGAAAUGAAAUUGGUACUGCUAAAAAAGCUGAGACAGUCUCAACAAUUAAAAGAGAAUAUUGCGGCAGUUCCCAAAGUUCCCAGCAAAUUGCCACCACCAGUAACAGUACAACCAACACCUCAUGGGCAUAGAACAGGGAAAGCACCACCGCCAUUACUGAGAGGGCAACCGGCACCAAGUAGAAGUAGUAGUCUUCAUGCGCCACCACCUGGAAUGUUAUUACCACCUACAACUGGACGUAGUUCUACUUCAAGUACUGGAAUGCCUCCUAACAUGGUAAUACCUCAACCACCGCAUCCUCGGAGUAGACCACCUAGUGCAACGCCGAGUGUGCCAGCUUAUCAUGCUCCGGCUGAUAGAACUGAACGCUCCACAAAAGAUCCUACCCCUACACCAGCGCAUCAACUGCUUGUUGGAUCUCAAGAAAAUAAAACCACAGCAUCUUUAAAUACGCCCGUAAUUUCGGAACAGGAUAGAUCCAGAGAGGAUAAUCAAACUCCCGCACAGCGGCAGGCUGCUGCUAAGUUGGCUUUAAGAAAACAACUGGAGAAAACUCUUUUGCAAAUACCACCACCGAAACCUCCACCACCGGAAAUGCAUUUUGUACCGAAUCCUUCGAACACAGAGUUUAUUUAUCUGGUUGGCUUGGAGCAUGUGGUUGAUUUUAUUACGAAAGAACCUGCUAUACCCCCUCCUCCUGAGCCGUUUGAAUGUACACAGUGUAAAACAGACUUUACGCCUGUUUGGAAGUGGGAAAAACCAGUAGGUAGUGGCAAAAAAGAAGGUCCACGUGGACAGCAUGCCACGUUCCAACGACCUCCAGCAGGUCGAGAUCCUAGAGUCAUCUGUGAACAUUGUGUGACGUCCAAUGUUAAGAAAGCUCUCAAAGCAGAACAUACAAAUCGAUUAAAGACUGCUUUUGUGAAAGCUCUACAGCAAGAGCAAGAAAUCGAACAAAGGCUUGCUCAAGCAGCGUGUCCAAGUCCAGAUCCACCAGCUCCAAAAGUAGUCCCGAAAGCGGCUACUCCUACAAGAAGAAUAGCGACACCUCCUGCUCCUCCUCCUCAGGUGCCGCCGGCACCUACGCUUACGCCAACACCACCUGCGCCCAAACUGCAGGAACACCCGUUAGUUAAACUGGCUGAAAGUGGAAAGUUUAGCCCUCAUCAUGCGGCUACUGCAGCUGCUUUACAACAGCAAUUGUUAAGAGAACUGGCAAAGAAUCCCGUAGCAGGCUUACCGCAUCAGCCUCUUCCUGCACACAUGAUGCCUCCGUUUACUUCGAUAUUAUACCCGUAUCAGCUCGCAAUGGCACAGGCUACUGGAGGUAAAGGCCUCGUUGAAUUGCAACGGCAAGCAGCGGAUCUUCAACGUCAGUACCUGCUCGAUAUGAUUCCAUCGCAAGCAUCACAAGCACAGGGCAACCAAGCUCCACCAAGAGCUCAUCCGCAUAAUUGGAAAACGUAACCGGACGCAUUUAAAGAACGAACGAUAAAUACAAGUAAAUAAUUACAAUAUACGGAAUAUCGAAGUAAUUGAGGAACAGUUUCAUGGAAAAGUUUCAUGAUUAUUAACAGAGACGAUAUAUCGCAAAAUGUCAUACCGUUGUGAUUUGGACUACCGAUACGUUAUUGGUACAUCGCUCAUUAAAUGAUCAGCUUGGGAAAGAUACAAUACAAGACGUAUGUAAAACGAUUACGAGGAACUCUUCGUGUAAUGAAUUCACGACUUUUAUUUCUGAUCAUUGAAUGAUUGUAAUGGUUUGACUUGUUUCAACGUUCGUAAGUGUGGACAAUGAAACCUUGAUGAUCAAUUGGAGAGCAGCAGUACGUUUUAAACAUUAACACUACAAGCAGUGUUUCCUUUUGAUAUUACCCUGCAUCGAUAUUGAAUAUUUUACGGGACAAGCAGAUUAAGAUGGAUCUUAUGUACGUAAUGUGCAUAAGGUAUACGAUAUCUGAAUAAAGUGAAGAUAAGAAAAAGCAAAAAAAUGAACAUUUGUAAGGCACUAAGAGACAGUAAUAAGUGGUAUAUGAAAAUAUCGAUGCAUCGAUUAAAAAGUAAUAAUCGGCGUUUAUAGAUGUGGAAAAUGAUCGCGUUGCGAAAAACUAAAGUUGAAGGGAAGAAUCUUUCUAGGCUCUUAUAGUUAAGCCGAUCUUGGCCGUUGGAUCGAAUAAAUCAUUAUCCAGCGGCGGUACCUGUACUCUGUGUAUAUCUUUAUUUUCUUCAACUGUGAGUAUUUUUAAGGUGAAUAUAAUGCAUGUGUGAGAUAGAGAUAGAUAGAGAUAGAGAGAGAGAGAGAGAGAGAGAGAAAGAGAAAGAGAGCAAGUGAACGUCAGAGAAAAAGAGAGGGAGAGAGUGAAUUAUAAUUAUAAUUAUAAAUAAUAAUCUUUGCAAGGAAACGUGUGAAAGAAUAAGCGAAUGUAUGAGCGAUAAGAAAAAUUCUUUUUGCCGAUACGUGGCAGAGUAUGUGCACACACAUCGACAUGUUUUUCAUAGAAUGACGCCAGUGUCAUUCGCGCACAAAUCUAAUAGGAAUUUCCAUGUAUGACAAAUCGGCUAAAAUGUUUUUUCUGUAAUGAGAGGUACAUCAAGGCGACAUUGUGACUCGAUAAAAUUUUUCUAUAAAUAUACUACGACUAAACUAAAAUUCGAUUGAGAUGAAAGAAUGUACUGAUGAAGAGUAAGAUUUUCACAGCACUAUUGAUUUGAUGUGCCACAAUUCAUGUAAAGAUAUUAAAAGUAAUCAACAGGACGUGUGCAUUAAUUGCAAUUUUUCGAAGCGUUAAAACGCGAGAUAAAAGAAAAAAUAAGAUCCGAAUUUUUACUAUCCUCUAAAAAAAAAGAAAAAAAGAAAAAAAAAAGAAAAAAAAAGUUUGCACAUAACAGUUAAACCCUCUGGCACUCAUCCCGAGCAAUACUAUUAAUUAUUAUCACCUUCGCUAAUAGCCUAAUUUCUAUGACUCUGGCUAACAAAUCUCGGUCAUACAUUUCUGAAUCAAUAAAUAAAUAGUACUAUACUGUAGUCUUGAUAUUUCUCGGUAUUAUGAUACAAGUUAAUAAACUAAAAUAGCAUAAUCAUCUCUCUUUGUAUUACGUGAUAGGUUUUGAGCUCGUACUGAUAUACAUGUACACCGUAAUAAGUCUACGAUCGCAUAAUAGAUCAAGAUCUGUGUUUUUUGUGUAAGAGAAUCGAAAGAAUAUGUCGUUGUCAACCUGCACUGUCGCCAGUGGUACUACUGCUGCCACCUUUCUACCAUCGAUAAAGGUUCUUUCAAAUCAGCGUCGCAAAAAGAGGAGAAAGGGAGAACACGGUUUAUAUUUUAUAUAUACACGCAGCCAAAAAUAUACUUUUAAUGCUGCGUAUUUACUAUUCUAUCAAUUAAUAUUAAAUGAUUUGUAAAUUUAUCAUUUCUUUCUUCCUUUUUUUUGUCCUUUUUCUUUUUUCUUUUUUUUUUUUUUUUAACGAUUGAUUAGAGAAAACUAAAGUUUUAUCCAACAUGCGAACGAUGAUUUACCGUUCAGUUCUCGCGUUCUCCCAUUCCCCGCGAGAGCAUUAUUUUUUAAUAAUAGAAAUGUUUUUAAUUAAAUGCGUGAUCCUUAAAUAAUAAGACGAUUUCGAUGUAAUUUAAAAAGAUUCAUUGAUAACAAGUAUGUACUAUGAUUACUAGGAUGCAAUUAGGAUCUUAUUCUAUACUAAUCACUUCAUUCUUUUUUCGUUUUUUUUUUUAUGUUUUUCAUUUGACUCUUUUUUUUGUUUCGUUUUUCUUUCUUUUGGAGGAAAGAAUCACUUCUUGCUUUUCCGUUGUUUUCUUUUUUCCUUUCCUUCUAGUCUGAAUUUUUGGCUCUACGUGGUGGUGCUGUUAGAAAAUAAGCACUUGAAAGCGCAGAGAAAUCUUUGUAUUCGACAAAUGUGAUGGUCUUAACACCAAAAAAAAAAGAACAACAGAAAAAGAAAUGAAAUAUUGUAAAUCGGCGCUGAGUUAAAAUACUGUGCAAACGUAGAACAUAUGCUAAUUGCAUUGGUAGCAUACGAUGGCGGCCAAAACGAACGAACGGUAUCGCAGGAUUAGAAUUUUAAUGUAUUCUUCAAAAGCGCUAUACAAUCGAAAGCUUCAUGGGAGAAAGGGGAGGAGGAGGGAGGGGGAUGCAGACUUAAAACCAAAAAAAAAAAAAUCAGAUUAUAAAAUAUAAAGCUCUCGAAAACAAAACUACGUCGGCCCGUUAUCGAGAUUGCGUUACGAUACGAUGAACGUACGGAAUCUUUUGAGAAACGACACGUCGUUGAAAAAAAAAAAAGGGAAAAAAAAGGGAAAAAAAAUGGAAAGAAAGGAAAAACUUGUCCAGUCCAAAUUCGUAUUUCGGUCUCUAAAUGAAAUGUAGGCGUAUAAAACGCAGAUGAAGGACUCUGCCCCCAUAAACUUAUAUAAUUAGUGAUUACGGAUUACUGAAUAGUCUGAAAAUAACACGAAUAAAGCUUGUCAAUGAUUGUACCUAA